CAGUUGUUUCUUUCUUUUCUUCCCUUAUAUACAUCAAAAAAAGCAGAUAAAAAGUGACGACGAGAUAAUUUUCCCCUUUGUUCUUUUUUUUUUUUAAAUCUUCUAAUCCCAAAUCAUUCCGCAGAUUAGGGUUUCGAAUUUGAGUCUAACGCCCCCAGAAAUUUGUGUUGUGGAUAGAUUCUUCGUGGAAUCUGUUCCCCUGGUUUUAACUUUCUGUUGAAUUUAUACAUGAUGAUGGCUGUUCUACCGGUUAAGUCGCUGCCGGUGGGGUAUAGGUUCCGGCCGACGGACGAGGAGCUGAUCGAUCACUAUCUCCGCCUCAAAAUAAACGGUUUCGAGAAAGAAGUCAGUAUUAUACGCGAAGUGGACAUCUGCAAAUUGGAGCCUUGGGACUUACCUGAUAUGUCAUUGGUCGAGUCGUAUGAUAAUGAGUGGUUCUUCUUCUGCCCCAAGGAUCGCAAGUAUCAGAAUGGUCAGAGGCUGAAUCGGGCUACAGUCAAGGGUUAUUGGAAGGCUACUGGUAAAGAUAGGAAUAUCACCACCCGGAAAGGAGUUAAGAUUGGGAUGAAAAAGACUUUGGUCUUUUACGUUGGUCGCGCCCCAGAUGGCAAGAGAACUCAUUGGGUCAUACAUGAAUAUCGAGCAACAGAUAAGAGCCUCGAUGGCACCCAUCCUGGGCAGGGUGCCUAUGUACUUUGUCGUCUAUUUAGGAAGCAGGAAAUAAAGACAGAUGAGAAUGUUGAAGGUUCAAACUGCGAUGAUGUUGAGCAAACUGUUCCUUCUCCAAGCGUGGCCAAGUCGCCUGUUGAAAAUGGUAAUUCAGAGCCUGUUACUCCAACUGCUGGAUUCCAAGGUGAAAGCCAGCUUCCAAAAGUAGAAACUUCCCCUGCUAUAGCUUCUGACGGAGCCACUGUUCUCAAUCCUUUGCCCAAUACGUGGCAAAAUGAGAAUUGGAUCGGUGAUGAAGUGAAGGAUCAAAUUUUAGAUCCAGCAUGUAUCCCGCCUGAUCCAGAACUGGUGGAAUCAUUAAGAGACAUUUUUGAUGAUCCUAUACCAGAGGGUUUAGACUGGAAAAUGUUCUCGCCACUUCAUUCUCAAUUUCAGGUGGAGCUUGGUUCUGAUUAUCUGUGCAAUCCAGUCGCCAAUGACUUCAUCGACAACAACCAACAGAAGGGGAUUCCUUUUCAAUAUGGGACUAAUGCAUCUGAUAUUAACAAGUUUCUGAGCUCAGUGCUUGUCAGCUCUGAUGAACAUUCACAUGAAGACUCCAGCAUAAAUGCAUUUUCAGCUGUUGAAAAUGGAAGCCCUGAGGUUGCUAAUGCCAUGCCUAAAGCUUUUGGCCAUGAUAAUGGAUCCUGUAGUGAGUCAGAACCAGAAGUUACGCAAGGACAGAUUGAGCCCUUCUUUUUUGAAGGAGACUUUUCACCGAGUUUUCAGCAAGAGGAUCUCUUUCAAUUGCAGAUGGCUGUGGAAAAUGAUGCUUACCAAAACUCCUUUGGCAGUCAAGAGAAAAAAACGGAUGUGAUGGAAAUCAAUAAUCUUGGAUUAGAUAUGUAUUCUGCUGUUCGUAAUGUUGUUCCUGACCCCGGCUUAUGUAAUGCUGAAGUUCUAUAUGAUCAGAGCAACUUCUCAGGCAAUGGCAGUGUUACUACUGGUACUGGAAUCAAACUGAGGGCUCCUCGGAUACGGGAGUGGUCCACGGACUCUAGAUCCAUAGCAGGACAGGGAACCGCAGAGAGAAGAAUCCGUUUCCAAAAGAAACUUCAGAUUGGACCAGUGCAGUGCAGCAUGGUUAAAGAAUCAGUUGGUAGGGAAUUAAAUGACAAAGGAAAACCUGCAGUGGCUGAGGAUGGGAAAGACUCUGAAAGCGCCACAGAUGCUACUCAUACGAGUCUGAAGGGUUCAGUAACAACUUCUCUGGAAAAUAGUUUCACCGCCCCCACCAAAAAAGCAGCUUUGAGUCUGAAGGGUUCAGUAACAACUUCUCUGGAAAAUAGUUUCACCGCCCCCACAAAUAGUUUCACCGCCCCCACCAAAAAAGCAGCUUUGAGUCUGAAGGGUUCAGUAACAACUUCUCUGGAAAAUAGUUUCACCGCCCCCACCAAAAAAGCAGCUUUGAGUGUUAUUCCUUUUUUGAAACCUUCAUCCCCUCUGCUAGUGAUAUCAUUUUUCUGGGUGGUCAUCAUCGUCAUCACAGUCGUCCAUGGCAGCACCUACGCUGAUGAAAAAGAACUUAGAUCCCAGAUUCUCCGGUCAGCAAAGAUGGAUAAAGAUUGGCUGGUUUCCGUAAGGAGGAAAAUCCACGAAAACCCAGAACUUAGAUUCGAAGAACACAACACCAGUGCCCUCAUCCGGAGUGAACUGGACAAACUUGGCAUAUAUUAUGAAUACCCUUUAGCUCACACUGGAAUCGUAGCUCAAAUUGGCUCUGCUUCCUCCCCUGUUGUUGCCUUAAGAGCCGACAUGGAUGCCCUCCCAUUGCAGGAGCUAGUUGAGUGGGAGCAUAAGAGUAAAGUGGAUGGAAAGAUGCAUGGAUGCGGGCAUGAUGCGCACACAACAAUGUUGCUUGGGGCUGCCAAGUUAUUGAAUGAGAGGAAGCACAAUCUCAAGGGUACUGUGAGACUUCUUUUUCAACCUGCUGAGGAAGGAGGAGCUGGGGCACUGCACAUGAUAAAGGAAGGUGCUCUUGGUAAUGCAGAAGCAAUAUUUGGGAUGCACAUUGAUUCAUAUUUACCUACAGGGACAAUUGCCACUAGAUCAGGACCUGUUUUAGCUGCCUCAAGUGUCUUCGAAGCGAGAAUUGAAGGAAAAGGUGGACGUGCUGCGGGACCUCAUCACUCCGUGGACCCAAUCCUUGCAGCGUCCUCCGUGAUUUUAGCACUGCAGCACAUCACCUCCAGGGAAAUGGAUCCUCUCGAAAGUCAAGUUCUUUCGAUCACUUUUGUGAGAGGUGGAUCAGCACUGAAUGCAAUUCCUCCCCAUGUUGAACUAGGAGGAACCCUCAGAAGUCUGACCACAAAUGGCCUGUAUAGACUCAUGUCAAGGGUGAAAGAGGUUAUUGAGAAGCAGGCAAUGGUGCACAGAUGCAAAGCCUACGUUGACCUAAAAGAGACAGACUUGGUACCGUACCCAGCUUGCACAAACGAUGAGAGCUUACACAAUCACGUCCAAAAAGUUGGCAAGCUCCUCCUCGGCCAGGACCGUGUCCAAGAGGCGAAAAAAGUGAUGGCCGGUGAAGACUUUGCCUUCUAUCAAGAGGUGAUCCCAGGAGUGAUGUUCAGCAUAGGGAUCAGAAACGAGGAUAAAGGGUCCUUUCAUUCGCCACACUCACCAUACUUCUUUCUGGAUGAGGACGUGUUACCAAUCGGUGCAGCUCUGCAUACUGCUAUUGCAGAAACAUAUUUGAAUGGUUUCCAGCAGCACAAAGUGUGA
Molecule: messenger RNA, 3432 nt
Organism: Oldenlandia corymbosa var. corymbosa
Lineage: Eukaryota; Viridiplantae; Streptophyta; Magnoliopsida; Gentianales; Rubiaceae
Source: the annotation of a GenBank genome assembly